AUGUCCAACCUGUUCAACACACUUCCCCGCCAUCCAAGCGUCCUCGGUCUUUUCCCUCCUCAGACAUACGGCCAGCACGAUGCAGACGAUUCCUUCGACUUGCCCGACGCGUCGUUCGAUGUACCACACGGUCACCCGGAUGCCAAAGGCGACUUGAGCUUUGCGUCGACAGCCUCGCUCUCCUCUCCGCUAUCUCCACCCGCUUUUCAACACAUGGAGUCGUCACCAUAUGGAAUGGACAUUUGCUCGCCCUCGCCCGGCCAUCCCAACUAUGGGAAACGAAUCGUCGUUCAACCCAGGGUCGAAGAAAGUGCAUCAAAAGUGUUUGGGGACCCGAGCAAGGACUUUCUCCUUCCACCCCGCAACAUGAACCCACCGGGGACCCUCUUGAAAAAGCUGAGGGACGUCUCCGACACGAAUUUUAGCCCCAUGAGCGUCGGUUCCCAGCGGAGUGGUCCAACGAAUAAAAGCACCGGAAAAGUCUCGAGCAUCAAGAGUACCAAUAGUAUUCGAGAUGCCGACACUGCGGGCAAGCUCCGUGGUCGGUCGAGGGCGGCUUUGCCAUCGGCUUGGAUGCAGCAAACUUCGCGAGACUCGCGAAGUGGACUAUUCUCACCUAUGGGUGGAAUGUCGCCUCCGAAUGAGACCGAAGAGCCUGGAGACGUGUUGAUGGAGGACGCCAUGGACAUUGACUCCCCCCUUGCUUCACGUGGACCUCCGAGGGCAGAGCUCAAACCCCGACCUCUUUCUUUGUUCAUUCCGACGUCCACCGAACCACUUGGAUCGGUGUUUGCACAGCAAGGUUCCCUCGAAGACAGUCCCUCUCCCGCCGUGUCUGCUCUUCCGAAAGACGGAGACGGUCUUGGUGCUCAUUUUUACGACACUCCAGAACCUGAAUCACGUUCUCUCAAUCUCUUUGGUGCAAAGCCAAUCAAUCGCAGUCGCUCACCUUCACCGUUUGGCGCCCGAGAUUCAAGUCCAGUCGCCAGCCCCUCAGCGGCCAAAUAUGAACGGUGUUUGAGUGCUGGAAUUGUUCCGUCGUCGUCUUCAACUUCGCUGCUUAGUGCCUUUGCGACAAAUUCACGCUCAGGCUCUAACAGUGGGCCGUUGAGUGCAAACCCCAUCUCGCAACAGAGUCGUACCAAAACGACACUGGCCACUCGAAUCCCAUCUUUGAAGAACAGAGCCCUUCGUCGACCGGGUCUUUCUACCCUUGUUGGACAGGAAGAAGUCUACAGCGACAAUGCGCCGCCCUCUCGAAGGAUGGCAACUCUUCAGCCACGACGCGUUGUGAGCGCGUUUAUCCCCCCAGAAAAAUUCGACAUGCGAAGUCAGCCGAGCCAAGCGGGUGUCGCCCGACCACGACCGGGUGGCGGGCUCGCGAAAAACAGGGUAGUGUCAAUGUUGGUGCCCUCAACGGCGCCACUUGACGGUGAAGAUGAUCGUGACGGGAUGUUCGACAGUCCUAGCGCCCGCGUCGGUGCUGGUCAUCGACGGUUGCGGAGCAAUGGUGGCAGUGGUGGUGCUCCAAAGAGCGCGUUCCCUGGAGGUAGCUUGAGAAGCCGAGGGCCUGCACAGCUGGUGAGGACGAUUGGUGAUCACGACCCUAGUCCGAUCCGACCAUUGUUGCCGUUUGGAGAUGGCGAGCAUUCGGGCAAGAUUUUGCCUUGUCAUAGCGUAAAGGAUGACGGACUUAUGCGGAUUACGCCCACGACGAUGCAGGCGCUCCUUUCGGGCGCAUAUGAUGCACAUAUUGCGUCGUAUCAGAUUAUCGACUGUCGGUUUGGGUUCGAGUACGAAGGAGGCCACAUUCGAGGCGCCAUCAAUUUGAACAAGGAGGAGGAUAUCGAGCGGUUCCUCUUUGAAGAAGCAGCUAAACGAGGGAGGCUCCCCCCACCUUCGCAGAGUGGUACGCCCGGAGUUCGACAACCGAUCCUCAUCUUUCACUGCGAGUUUUCUGCUAAACGUGGCCCUACUUUUGCAAAGCACUUCCGUGCAAAGGAUCGUUCCAAGAAUGCACAACACUACCCGAAACUUCAUUAUCCAGAGCUGUAUAUUUUGGAGGGAGGCUAUUGCUCCUACUAUAGUGCUUAUCCUGAAACAUGCGAACCACGUGGAUAUGUACAGAUGGAUGCUCCACAAUUUAGCCAUGCACGAGCUGCAGACCUCGGACAGUUUAGAAAAUGGAGUCGCGUUCGCAGUUAUACCUAUGGAGACAACCAACCACAACCACCACAGCCCAAGAUUGGCUUGGGCAUCACAACGUCUCAGCCGUCUCUGGUCGAGUCGAAUUCAUUCCAACGUGGCCCGUCAGGAGUCCCCGCCCGUCAGCACACGGGCUCUCAGAGGAAGGUUGACAGCUUUUAUGAGCUGCAGACACUGGAAGAGCAGCACGAUAUGUCGGAGGAGACGCGACUUGAUGGUCUCGACGGAUCCCCUGCACCUACUCCCACCCAAGAGGAAGACUUUGGUUCUGACGCGGCUAGUCAGGGUAGUCUUCCCGAGGGAGAUGACGCUCAAGAGGAGCAAUACUAUGAUGCGCUCCAGGGUUCAUAUGAGGAGGAACCCGCAGAGAGUCAGGUGGUAGAAGAGUCUCAAGAGCAAAUCACUAGUGAAGACGAGGACAACUUUGACGACAUGGGUCAUGUUGACUCUAGCCCCUGCGUCACGGCCGAAAUGAAGCGCCAGAAGAGUCGUGGGCGCCAGUUGCUCGAACGCACGUUUAAGCCACUCUCUUUCGGCUUGUCUCUUCACCCUCAUGGACAUUCUCGUGUCUGA
Serendipita indica DSM 11827 is the source of this 2778-nucleotide messenger RNA. The record is from the annotation of a GenBank genome assembly. Lineage: Eukaryota; Fungi; Basidiomycota; Agaricomycetes; Sebacinales; Serendipitaceae.